Molecule: messenger RNA, 375 nt
Organism: Mixia osmundae IAM 14324
Lineage: Eukaryota; Fungi; Basidiomycota; Mixiomycetes; Mixiales; Mixiaceae
Exons: 4
Coding region: 1-375 (124 amino acids)
Source: RefSeq, a predicted model, not a curated record
AUGCAUCACUGCGCUUUGUUGCGCAAACUCCUGGCUAGGCGUUCCUCCGUCGGCUUCGCGCUUGAUACGACCCGCAUGCCCACAGUGAUCAAGCGAGACGAUGGAGGUUGCACGCUCAGUGGCUCUCUGAUUGGAGAAGGCGAUUGCGGUCCGUUGUCCGGCACGUGCAACGCCGUGAGUGUCGACAUCUACGCCAUCUCGGUAGACCCAUUUGGCAAUUGGCAGGAUGGCAGUGAUACACGCUUCUCGACUCAGCUUGUCAAGUUCGACGCCGUUGCCAAAUUGUACACUUUCAAUCUCUACGCCCAGCUCAACUGGUACGAGGGCCACGGCGACAACGGUUGCUGCGGUAAUCCGGUUGCCGUGCUUCCGUAG